CGCUGGGAGGAGAAGCCGGGCUCCCAGAAGCAUUCCCUUUCCUCCUUGCUCGCCUCACUCGCUCAGGAGUCCCCUCCCUGCCCGUGGGGCUUCCUCACCGGCCAGAGGCGUGCCCGCCUUGCCGCCCUCGGCUUCAGAGACCCGGCUGGGGCUGCCGUGCAGCUGCAGCGCCUCCUUGCUUCUGGAGCGCGGGGGCAGAGUCGGCCACGGCGGAGCGGGAAGGCUGUUCCCGCGGCUGCUGCUGCUGCUUCCCAGUCGAGCUCCAAGGUGGCCGGCCAGUCGCCUGCAUGGCGUCAAGGGGCAGGGGGGGGGCUCACGUGACUGGACCCCCCAGGCCCUCCCUGCCCCCUAGACGGUUAGCGUGGUGGCAGGGAGAAGGGGGGUUGGUGGUCUUGCUAAGCCUCCUUCUCUGUGGGCAGGACAGGGAGGAGGAGCAUUCCGUCAGGUGAGGCCCCCCACCUGCACUCUGGUGAAGUUGCUCCGGGCGCCACAGGCUAAUUGCCAUCUCCAGAAGAGGCUGUCGGACCAAGCUAGACGUGAUAGCACUUGUGGGAUGUGUCUGCUGCCCACAUCCCCACUUUAGCAUACGAAGCGAGUGAUCUGAUUUUUAACAUGGAAAAGGGCAUGCAGGUGAGAGGGAGGUCAACCUUUCCCUCCCUUUCCUGCAUACUGUCUGGCGCCCAAAUGCUUGCCUGUUCCCCAACUGAGCUCUGAUUGCAGAGGCAAGCUGGGCUGGGGUAAUGAUGUGAGAGGAAGGAAAGUUCGCCUCCUCUCACUUGCACCCCAUAUACAAACUCGAAGAUGUUGCCCCUCACCUUCCUACUUGAAGGAAGCUGAUUGUAAUUAAACCAGUGUUGUUGCUCCCGUCAACUCACUUUAGCCUGUUGAAGGUGUUCACAAAAGACUGAGCUUAAGUAUACUUGAAAUGACAGACCCAGAAGUUCUCAAGGAAGUCCCAGCUGCUCUGAAGCGUCUUGCCAAGUACGUGGUACGUGGCUUCUAUGGUACAGAACAUGCUUUGGCCCUGGAUAUUCUGAUUCGCAACCCAUGUGUAAAAGAGGAGGACAUGUUGGAGUUGCUGAAGUUUGAUCGGAAGCAGCUGCGAGCUGUUCUGAAUACUCUUAAAGGAGACAAGUUCAUCAAAUGCAGGAUGAGAGUAGAAACAGCCCCAGAUGGCAAGACUACCCGGCACAACUUCUAUUUCAUCAAUUACCGCCUACUGGUCAAUGUGGUGAAGUAUAAGUUAGAUCAUAUGAGGAGGAGAAUUGAGACAGAUGAAAGAGACUCCACCAACCGGGCGUCUUUCAGAUGCCCCAUUUGCUUCAGCACCUUCACAGACUUGGAGGCAAAUCAGUUGUUUGAUGCUAUGACAGGAAUUUUUCGAUGUACCUUUUGUGAGACUGAAGUAGAGGAAGAUGAGUCAGCAAUGCCCAAAAAGGAUGCACGGACGCUUGUGGCACGGUUUAAUGAACAGAUAGAGCCUAUCUACGAGUUGCUCCGUGAGACUGAGGAUGUUAACCUAGCCUAUGAAUUACUUGAACCUGAGCCUAUGGAGAUCCUUGCACUGAAGCAAAGCAAGGAACGGGCCGCUGGUGCUGUGGGGACUGGCAGUCUACAAAGUGGGCAGCACAGGGAAGCCUGGGCUACAAAGGGACCCUCUUAUGAAGACUUGUAUACCCAGAAUGUUAUCAUCAACAUGGAGGACCAGGAGGAUCUGCAUCAGGCAGCAAGCGAAGGGAAGCCACCCAGAGAGAGGCCAGUUUGGCUACGGGAGAGCACAGUGCAGGGAGCCUAUGACCCUGAUGAGGCCAGAGAAGGUGAUCAAGGCAUGGGUGUAUUCCAGGAAGGAGAAGAGGGUCAGGCUUCUCUAGACAAUAACGAGGAGGUGAUGCGUGCUCUGUUGAUCCACGAAAAGAAAACCCCCUCUGCCUCUGUAGCUGCUGUUGGUGGGGCUGCUCCAUUAUCUAGCACCAAUGCCAGUGACUCUGAGAGCGAGACCAGUGAAUCGGAUGAGGAGACCCCUCCCCGGGUGGCUACUGCCACAACAACACUUUAUGGGUUGACAGAAGAUGAUGACGAUGAUGAAUUUGAGGUGGUUACGGAGGACCCCACUGUUAUGGUUGCCGGACACCCAUUUUCUUACAGUCAAGUGAACCAGCGGCCUGAGCUGGUGGCCCAAAUGACUCCUGAGGAGAAAGAGCUGUAUAUAACUAUGGGUCAGCGGAUGUUUGAAGACAUGUUUGAUUAGUUUCCUUCUUGCCUGGGGAGUAUUUAUAGAUGACAUCUGCAACUGGAAAUCCUGCAAUGAAGCAAAGACUGAAUUAUAUCUUCCCCUUGUCAGUUAAUUUAGUCAUCCUUUAGAUCCACUCAGAGAACCUCAUGUAGCUGUCAAAUAUCAGAAAAUGGGGCCGGCCAAAGGUAUUGUAUGAGUAUGGGAGAAGAGUGUCAGGACAGUCCAGUUACACACAUUCAUAUACUCACAUUCACACAGCUGUUUUAAUCUACAAGUUUCCAGAUCCCAUUGAUUGUUGAACUUAAUUUUGCUUAACCUUGGAAAUCUGAAUGCUGUUUGGGUACUUAUUUUUUCUGUCUCAAGAGGGGGUUGUAGAAAGCAUUGUCUCAAGUGCCCUUGAUCCUGAAUGUGACUGAUAAUAAUAUCAGUCUGAAAAUAAUACCUGCAGUCGAUUUUGCUUCAGAACUGCAUCAGCUUGUUGUAGCUGCAGAUUUCUGCACAAGCAGGGUAUACAGGGAUUUUUAUUUCUGAGAACCAGAAAUGCAGGAAUCCUAUGUUAUCCUCAUUUACACUUCUCAUAUAGAUCCAGUUUCUAAAAGAGAGUGUAACCACAGAAAGUGUACAUAUAAUCAUGUUGCCCAAUGGGUAUUUAGUCACUGCAGUGUUUGAAAACAGUUUCUUUGAGAGGGGGGGGGGGAAUUGGGGACAGGUAGACAGUUUAGUUAUUGAGGCAGGUGCCCCUUAGAACAUCCACCCCCGGAGUCCCAGUAGAGAGAUAUUCUUUUUUAAAAAACUUUUUAACACUUCUUUUACAAGUCAGCGACUGUUUCUUUGCUUACAUGAGGAAAUUCCUGUCCUCCCAUGUAAUCACUUUACUGUGUUGCUGCAAUUUUCAUUUGAGGGGACUUGACUUGAAAAUGUAGUGUGAGUUUAGUUCUCUCACAUCUCCUCCAGAGAUGUUGAGUUCUUAUGCUUCCUAUUGGAAUUUAUUGAUGAAAAGCAUGUUGGAAUCAAGCCUCAUUUGGUCCCAGAAUGACUGAACCAAAACACUGGAACUGGUUUAUUUCCAUGCUGCGUCAUGUUGAAUGAGCAGAACUGUUGGUCCCCCUGACUGGCCUUCUGCGAGAGUAUGAGGACAGCCUUUCCCUAUUCCUGAACUCUGUCCAAGCAGCAUGCAUUUGCUGUGAGUGAGGAUUGUCAUCCGAGCAGCUUUGUGGAUUUUUAUUUCUUUUAAGACUAACUCAAAAGUCGUUACUAUUUUUAAGAAGAGUAUGCCAAAUUUUGUUGGAUUCUAGUAUUUAGCAUGGUACAGUCUAUUUCCAGCAGUGCCUACCUGAUCAAAUUCAAUUUUUUUUAAUGUUUUAUCUUUUUUAACAUUUACAACUUUUAAAAUCAUUGUGCUUUUCUUAGUUAGCCUCACAGUAGAGCAGAGUGAUAGAAUUGUGUGUUCCAAAGCUGGAAUUUACUGGGAUGGUACAUCUUUCACACAUGCUCUUUUAAUUUACUGGGAUGGUACAAGUUGCCAGGCCUUUAAAUUGUAAAGUUGUUGUAUACUGACCAUGUACUCUUUGCUGUGUUUGUGAGGUUUCAUUUGUGAAUUUAUUUCCAGAGACUUAGUAAACAGUUGAUUUUCUGUCAACUAGAGGUGUGUCUAAAUUUGUUACUUCCAUAUUCAAAUAAAAACUAGUGAAUAACAUA
Hemicordylus capensis (graceful crag lizard) is the source of this 3931-nucleotide messenger RNA. It is a transcript of the gene GTF2E1, whose product is annotated as general transcription factor IIE subunit 1. Gene Ontology annotation, cellular component: transcription factor TFIIE complex. The transcript is spliced from 5 exons. The record is from RefSeq and is a predicted model, not a curated record. Gene Ontology annotation, biological process: transcription initiation at RNA polymerase II promoter; transcription open complex formation at RNA polymerase II promoter. NCBI's taxonomy places the organism in Eukaryota, Metazoa, Chordata, Lepidosauria, Squamata, Cordylidae. Bases 926 to 2248 code for a protein of 440 amino acids.